UAAAUAUAAACCUUCACCAAACAAGUUUGUAACAAGAGAAUUUUCAUGUUUUUUUUUUUGGUUUCUCAAAUCUUACUCCUUAGAACAUCACAUAUCAACCACAUGCAAAAAUAGAAGCAAAACAGUUUUUUAAGAUUGCACAAAUCUAUGAAUUCUUGUUUGGUUUUUCUCUCACUCUUUCUCAUCAUACUCAUAGAUUCAUCAAACUCAUCAAUAACAACAUGUCCAGUGUCCAUGAAAUUUGUCAAAACAGUCCCUUGGAAUUCUUCACUAUGUCUUAACUUCAAACCCUUACAAACCAAAACAGAAACAAAACAGUCUCUUUGUUGUCACACUCUCUUGUCUCUCUUUGGCAUAGCACUUGCUGAAAAUCUCAACAAACACUCACUUUUCCAUUUCUCCAACACCUCUACCUCAGAAUCUUGCUUACAAGAUUACCAAUCUAGCCUCACUUCAAUCUCACUUCCUAACAACCUUGUUUCUUCAUGUUUUGAUCCAUCUCAGUUUGUUUCUACUCCAGACACAUGUGUUCAUAUUCAAUCUGAACAAGAUUGGCUUAACAAAGUUGAUUCAACAAGUUUAGCACUUCUUGAUAAUGUUUGUAAACCUGACCUAUCAGAUCUUGAUCAUUGUCAGGCUUGUCGUAAUCAAGGGGAUAUGGUUCAUCAGAUGCUGACUCGAAUGGAUGGUAAUAGCUCACAUUCUCUAGAUUGUUUUUACUUUACUAUACUCUAUAUUGCUGGAAUUGUGAAUAAGCUUGGUCCUCAGAGUAAUGGUGUUUUGGCUUGUAUUCUUAUUCUGUUGGUUGAUGACAAAGAGGAUUCUAAAAAGGAACAUCAUUAUGCUCUUGUUAUUGGGUUGGUUUCAGCUUCUUUUGUGUUUCUGUCUUUUCUGUUAGGGUUGUUGUAUUUUUGGUGUACUUGGUGGGUGAAGAGGAGAAAGAAUGAUAAUUUGUUAUCACAUAAUGGUGGUUCGAUGGAACCGAGUUUUAGCUUAAGAGUUAGACCGAAAAGCGGGUUGAUUUGGUUUGAUUUUAAGGACCUUUUGAAGGUUACCGAUAAUUUUUCGUCCGGAAAUUUUGUUGGAAGAGGCGGGUUUGGUUCGGUUUAUAAAGGGGUUUUACCGGAUGGGACAGUUGUUGCGGUGAAAAGGAUUGAAGAGUCUGAUUAUCAAGGGGAUGUUGAGUUUUACAGAGAGGUUGGGAUUGUUAGUAGCUUGAAACACCGCAACUUGGUGCCGCUUAGAGGCUGUUGUGUGGUUGGUGAGGAUGAGAAUUCUGAGUACAUUGGAAAGUAUCUUGUUUAUGACUAUAUGCCAAAUGGUAAUCUUAAAGACCAUCUUUUUCCAGAUACGGAUAGCGAAAAUGAAAAGCGAUUACUAACUUGGGCGCAAAGAAAGAACAUAAUCUUGGACGUGGCGAACGCGUUGGUUUAUUUGCACUUUGGAGUUAAACCUCCUGUUUAUCACAGAGAUAUCAAAGCCACAAAUAUACUACUUGAUGCAGGUAUGAGAGCAAGGGUUGCAGAUUUCGGGCUGGCGAGACAGGACUACAGUCAAAAUAGGUCUCAGCUAAAUACAAGAGUAGCCGGAACUCGCGGAUAUCUUGCUCCCGAAUAUGCACUUUAUGGUCAGCUAACUGAGAAAAGUGACGUCUACAGCUUUGGCGUUGUUGUUCUUGAGAUAAUGUGUGGAAGAAAAGCUCUGCAGCUGUCUUCGUCAGGAGAGCCUAAUUUCUUGAUCACGGAUUGGGUUUCGUCGUUGAUAAAAUCCGGAAACAUGAUGAAGGCUUUGGAUGGUUCUAUCUUACAGGACGGAAAUUCCAAUAGAAGCAUAACGGAGCGAUUUUUGACGGUCGGAGUUUUGUGUUGUCAUGUAAUGGUUGCGUUGAGGCCAACAAUUUUGGAUGCUUUGAAGAUGUUAGAAGGGGAUAUUGAAGUUCCAUCAAUCUCAGAUAUGUCAAUGAGUCCCGGAAACCACAUGUUUGCGAGAGGCGAUUCAACUUGAUAGUGAAAUCACCUUGUAGUUUGCUAAAAGUUAAGGUUACUCUCUUCUGUUUUCGCACGUGUAUUCUUCUGAUCAAAAUGGCGAAUUUCAGCCGAAAGUUGAACAUCUGUUUACGUGCCGUGCAGCAUCCAACUGUAGUUUAUUGUCUUUUAUGUCAAUCGUGAAAUUUCCAUGUCCUCUUCUAAGGGAAAGUUUAGAAUAUGUGUGUCCUCUUCUAAGGGAACCAUGAGCAUCAUUACUUGCACUCCAAGAAACGUGUUAAUCUUCACACCUGCACAUUUUUGAAGUUAUUUGAACUUGGACCUGUAGCGUGGUAAAAGUGCACGGUGGCAUUUACUUCGAUUUUGAGGCAACAAGGUUCACUGCACAAGUUUAUGGCGAUGAUUAAGAAUCAAUGCAAUACAAUCCCCUAAUCAAUCAAUGAAUUUGACUAAUUAAGAUCCAUUGAAUGAGGAACUGGAAUUCAUUUUGAACAAGAGAGACACAAUGUUGUUGUGCGCGUUGAUCCUUGCUGUUGCGGGACACUGCUGUAUAGCAUAAUGUCUCACACUGUUCUUUUCAAGUUCCAACCAUUCAUCCUAAACAGGUAGCUCGGCCGCGCGCGUUUGAACGCCAAAAACCAAAAACAAACAUAAUCACUAACUCAGCAACAUUUAUUUAAGGUCAGUGGCACAUGUUUUAGAAUGUUCGUUGUGUGCUGAACAAGGAAGAAUCUCCAUUGUAAUAAACAAAAUGUUAACGCUAUCAUUUAUUUAUUUAUUCAACAGAACCAAAUUGUACUA
Messenger RNA from Lathyrus oleraceus (garden pea), 2786 nucleotides. RefSeq names its product probable receptor-like protein kinase At1g11050. Gene Ontology annotation, biological process: protein phosphorylation. The coding region runs from base 148 to 2004 and encodes 618 amino acids. The record is from RefSeq and is a predicted model, not a curated record. Gene Ontology annotation, molecular function: ATP binding; protein kinase activity. The transcript has 2 exons. NCBI's taxonomy places the organism in Eukaryota, Viridiplantae, Streptophyta, Magnoliopsida, Fabales, Fabaceae.